Messenger RNA from Procambarus clarkii (red swamp crayfish), 5202 nucleotides. It is a transcript of the gene MED23, whose product is annotated as mediator complex subunit 23. Gene Ontology annotation, biological process: positive regulation of gene expression; regulation of transcription by RNA polymerase II. The record is from RefSeq and is a predicted model, not a curated record. NCBI's taxonomy places the organism in Eukaryota, Metazoa, Arthropoda, Malacostraca, Decapoda, Cambaridae. Gene Ontology annotation, cellular component: transcription regulator complex; mediator complex.
CAACGUUGGCGGCGUGUGGUGUAAACAAGAGAGGCGAGGCUGUGACCCCCGGGAGCCACCUGCACCAAGACGCGCAGGCUCACUUGUGCUCCUGAGAAUAAUGAGUGAAGGGCCUCUAUAAUGGAGGACUCUGCUCUCAUGACGGAGGGCCGGAUCAACGAGGUCCUGGCCGACAUCCUGAAAGUGGAUGCCCUUCAUGAGGCUUUAGUAAAUUUGCUGGUAGUACCUAAAACAGAAAAAGAAUCUACCCGCCUCACCAACGUAUGUAGUGACCUGCAGCGGGUGUUGACUGAGGCAUCCACAGAAGCUGCAAGCAUAGCAAAUGCUGGACAAGAUGGCCAACAAGGAGCAGGGCAGAAAACCACAGAAACAACCAAGUCUGGGGCGGUGGAGGUGUCGACACGAAUUCAAGAGACAGGAGUAAGCACAAUUGUGUCUGUGUUGGCUCGGCAGAACAAUACACAUCGUGCUCAGUUUGUGGCCUCAACCCUCACGCAUCUUGCUACUACCAACACAGUUUCAUCGAAAGUGGUUUGUCUGUGCCUUCUUAUGGAUGAAAACCUCAUCCCUGAUAAUGAUAUCUUCUGGAUAACAGCAUUUGGCAUCAUUCGGAAGAUAAUAACGGGUGUGGACUAUAAAGGUGUGCGUGAGAUUAUGAAGAUGUGUUUAGACCGUGCCCGACAGCUUCCAACUAACCUUCAGAGAUCUCAGCUACAUCUUGUAGAUGCUCUGUACGAAGUCAUGGAGUUGAUUUUUGACAGGAAUGCAUCACUUCUUCCUGGAUAUUUUAUUGUAAAUGAGCUUCUCAAGCUUUAUCCAGACUAUAAACAUUGGCCUCAUUGGAAAUUGGCAUCACUCUUGACAGACUUUGUUGACAAGUUUCGAAGAGCUGCUCAAAUGCUGUCAGUAGCGAUCCGCCCAAAGCUCCGACCUAUUGUUGAACAUGCAGGGCACAAUAGUCCAUCUAUCAACUCCUGGAAAUUAGACUCUUUGACCUUGAAGUUCCAGCUGAAGGGUGCCCUGCCAUACAGCCCUGAGCUCCUAGAAGCCCAGCCUACUCUUCUGCGCUAUAUUCUCAGGCAGCCAUAUUCGCGAGAGAUGGUUUGCACUGCGAUAGACAUACAAAAAAAGCAAAAGCAGCGAUGCAUUGCCCUGGAGGAGCAGCUGGUAGAACUGAUAAUUACUGCCUUAGAGCAAGACUGCAGUCAUGUGGAUAAUUCUGGCAGUGGCUCUACGACCAAUGGCUCUUCCAGUAAUGGCUCCUCCUCCACGUGUACUGAUCACAGUCCUUGUUUCUGUGCCCAUUUGUCUUCUCUUCUAAUAUAUUUUGUCUUGUUUCAACUCGUUUCAUUUCCAUCUUUGGUUCUGAGAUUACAUGAGAAGCUGAAGACAAAAGGUAGACACCAAGGACGUGACCACCUGAUGUGGGUUCUGCUACAGUUUCUCUCAGGCAGCAUACAAAAGAAUCAAUUCUCUGACUUUCUCCCUGUCCUCAGACUCAUUGAGGUGUUGUACCCCGAGGCUGAACCGCUACCCGUACCUGACUACUCUGACCCACAGUGUGUGAUGCAGAUGGCUGCUAUGUGUAUUCUGAUGCACAUCCUAAAGAAGGCUCAGGCAGAUAAUAUUAAGACACCUCGUGCACUCCCACCAAUCUUCAAGACUCAUCAUGAGUUUCUUCAGAGUUUGGCCCAUAACCCCCAGUUGCCACUCAUUACUGCUGGUGCUCCUCCUGAUUAUAGAAUUGCCCUGCUUUUAAAUGCUUAUUCCACCAAUCAGGAAUAUUUCCAGAGACCAAUUCUCAUAUUGUCUGAAAGUAUUCAGGGGAAUCAAAAAUCAACUGUACCAAUGCCAGGUAUAAACUGUGUAGCACUUGGUAGCACAUCACCACUCUCCAUAACAUUACUUGAUGCCCUCACAGUGCACGUCAAGAUGAGUCUCGUCCAUAACAUUGGGCAGCAUAUACAAAAGCAAGCACAACAUAAAUCGGGCGUGGCACUGGCCCCAGCACUCGUUGAAACAUACUCACGACUGUUAGUCUACACAGAGAUUGAAAGCAUUGGGAUAAAGACCUUCAUAACAAACCUGUUGCCAGUAGUGUACAAGAGUCACGUGUGGAGCAUGCUGCAUGCUCUGUUGGAGAUGUUUAUCCACCGUAUUCAUCACUCUCCACCGCAGUAUCGCAUCCAGCUGCUCUCGACCAUCCACCACAUGGUUGCGGUGCCCCUCAAUGCCAUGACUCAAAUGACACAACUUCACUUAUGUAUGGAGAGUGUGGCACUCAGACUGAUUACCGGUUUGGGCAACUCAGAAGUGAUGCCAAGUCUGACACGUUACACUUUCUGUUCGGAUACAAAACCCAACUUGAUAAGCACAGACUCAGAGGAGCUUAAUCGGGUGCUGGUUUUAACUAUGGCCCGUGCAAUACACGUGACAGGUUGUGAUAGUUCGGGGGAUUCGGCUCGUUGGUGUGUUGACUUCCUGAAGACAGUCAUGACACAAACUCCUCACACCUGGGCCAAUCAUACACUGCAGUGUUUCCCUUCAGUGAUAGCAGACUUCUACCACCAGUGUGCAGCGCCGCGGGAAAACAUGCACACCUUGAAGAAAGCAGUUGAGGAGGAAUACAGGAAAUGGAAGUCUAUGAGCAAUGAAAAUGACAUUAUUGCCCAUUUCUCCCUUCAACACAACACUUCUCCAUUGUUUCUGUGUCUUCUCUUCAAGAUGGUGUUGGAUACUGACAGAGUACCUCAUAUUGCUUACAAGGUAUUGGAACGCGUUGGGCCCCGGCAACUGGCCGCACAUGUUCGAACACUUUGUGACUUCCUGGUUCUGGAGUUUUCAAACAGUGCUGGCGGGCAACACGUCACCAAGUAUGUUGAAACAAUGAAUGCCAUCAUCUGGGUCUACAACAUAGUGCCCAUUGAUCGUCUUAUGCUCUGUUUGGCACUGCGAACUCAGGAAGGUAGCGAGGCGCAUGUUUGCUUCUUCAUCAUCCAGCUGUUGCUUCUCAAACCGGCUGAAUUGAGGAACCGUGUUCAAGAGUUUGUCAAGGAAAACUCCCCUGACCAUUGGAAACAGAACAACUGGUAUGAGAAGCACAUGGCUUUUCACCGCAAGUAUCCUGAAAAGUUCUCUCCCGAGAGUAUAUUAGCAGAGCAAGGAACGCUUACUGCACAGUACCAGACUCUGCCCAUUUACUUCUCAAAUGUCUGCCUCAGGUUUUUACCAGUGCUGGACAUCAUCAUUCACCGUUUCUUGGAACUCCAUCAAGUGCACAAGAAUUUGGAAACCAUCCUAGAAAGACUUGGCAUGCUUUACAAGUUUCAUGAUCGACCAAUCACUUAUUUAUACAAUACAUUCCACUAUUAUGAAAACAAGUUACGCGAGCGUCCGAACCUGAAACGACGUCUGGUAGUUGCCGUAAUAAUGUCACAGCAGGAAAUUCGUCCACCAGGCUGGGCCUUAACUGAGGCUUAUUGUCAGUAUUUGACACGGCCUCCUGAUGAUAUUACAUGGAAACCAGGACUGUCCUAUUACACAGCACUUGUCAAGCGUCUGGUUAACACCAUGCAAAGUAAGCCAAUCUUUCCAUCAGUAGAGUGGCGAUUUAAUGAGUUUGCCAACAGCGGUGCUCAUGCCCUUCAUGUGAGUUGUGUGGAGUUAAUGGCCCUGCCUAACAGCCCAACUGUUAUUGCUAACAAGUUGCUGGAUGUCCUGCUCAAAGGGUACUGUGACAUUCCUUCAGGUGAGGUAGAGGAGUGGGUGAAUGCUGUUGGUCUCCUCCUCACGUGGCUUCCCGAGCCUUACUGGCUUGUUAUUCAUGACCGUAUAAUAGAACUCCUCCAGAAACCAAUCCUUGCAAGCCCUGGAACUGGCUCCAUGGACCCCUUCACCUUGCUUAAUUUGGAACGGGUGCAGUCGUCUCGUAGUGAUAUGAGUGCUGCACUUACUGUUGCUCUAGCUCAUUCCUUCUGGCAUCAUGCAUCCUUUGGACAAGUUGGACGCAUUCCCCAAUUCAUGCGAGAGCGGGUUCGUCCAAUGUUAGCAACAGAAGAACAACUGGUAGUGCUGUGCCACCUGGUGGGUCCAUUCUUACAGCGCUUUAACUGUGAGCUGGCUCGUAUGGUCUUUGAUGUGACUAUUGAGCUCUAUGAAGCUCUAGCUAAGGUGGAUCGAAGUGUUACUGAUCUGAAGUACAUGGAUCCGAUUUGUGACGUCCUCUACCAUAUAAAAUACAUGUUUACUGGUGACUCCAUAAAGACUGAUGUCGAAGGAAUAAUUCGUGGCUUGCGUCCAGCACUGCAGCGGCGCCUACGUUUCAUCACGCAUCUCAAUUUAGACUCCAUUGAAAAUAAUGCAGGGAAUAAUACUAGCAGCAGUAGCAGCACAGGGAGUAGCAGCACCCCAAUGGCCAUUAGCAGUGCCAGCACCAGCACCACCAGUAGCACCACCAGCACUAGCACCACCAGCAGUAGCAGUGCUGCAGGAACAAUCACUGGCAGCAGUGUGAAUCUCACAGGAAGUGGACCAACACCUGCGUCUGCUCUUGGUUCUGCAGUGUCAGCUGUGGGAACACUUGGUACCCUUGUUAGUAGCAGUCAGGCAUCCAAUGUGUCCACUUCGGCUAUGGGUGUAGGCUCCUUGGCAGCUGCAUCCAGCUUAGCCUCUCUUCUGCAAGAUACAUCACCAGUUAGUACAUCGUAACUAUGACUAUUAUACAAAUGUAAUAAAACACGAUGGCUGAUGCAAGGAAAAAAUCUAAAAAAAAAAAAUUUUUUAGAGGUCGCCUUGAUCUAAAAAGAAUUUCUUGGUUUAAAUUGGCACAUUUUGUUAUAAUUGAUAAACUGACCUGAAAUAGGAUAAAAAAAACCACACUUGUGUAUUUGGGAAUUUUAUGUAAAGAUUUACACCAAGUCUUUUGCACUAUUCUGAGUACUUUGUUAAGGUCUGAGUAUGUGGUUAGGACUUGCAGCUUGCAUCUGCAACAACUUGCACUGGACGUUGAGACUUGUGUUUAAACGACUAAUGCCUUUACCCAAAAAAAAUAAUUACAUAAAAUUCACAAAUACAUAAGUGUGGGUUUUUAUCCUGUUAUUAUGUCUGUUAGAAGACAUCGCCAUUACUAAUGACUUAAAAUCCUAUGAAUAUUAAAUUGAUGUAUACCAACACUGUAUUUUAUAGUAAAAUUUAUUAAAAAUA